UAACAUUAGGGUCCCUCGCUGACCCUUAACAUCAACACAACAUUAGGGUCCCUCACUGACCCUUAACAUCAACACAACAUUAGGGUCCCUCACUGACCCUUAACAUCAACAACAAAAACAUUAGGGUCGUCGCCCCUAAAUCAACACAACAACAAUAUUAGGGUCCCUCACUGGCCCUUAACAUCAACAACAACAUUAGGGUCAUCUAAUUUGCAAAUGAUAUUCCAUCUUCCAGUACUGAUGUUCAGGGCUAUCUUACAGUCAGCAUCCACAAUAUAAAGUGAAAUAAUGGAAGAGUGUGAGCUGCAGCCACUUGCUCAUCUUGAGGAAUUAUCCUACCAUUUGGUCUCAGACAUUAUAAAAGCCUUGAAUAAAGAGGACAAUUGGCUGAUGAUUGCAAGAGACCUUAGAAAUGGUUUGGGAGAAUAUACUUUCAGUGAAGAAGAAAUAUCAUAUAUGAAGAGAAAUCAGAAUCCUGGCCAAGCAUUACUAGAUAAACUUAAAUGCCAUAACCUUCGAAUACGAGAAUUUCAGAACAUUUUGAAAAGCUGUCAACUUUUCAGCAUUCUUAAUAAAAUUAUCACCAAUGUUCCUGUGAAGAUAAAUGCUCCAGUUGGUGAUGUUCAUCAAAACAUUAAACUAGGUGAAUCAAUUGAUAUAGUUGUUGAUGUUGAUGGAUCUCCAUACCCAGAAUUCCAGUGGUACUUUAAUGAAAGACCCCUGCAAGGUCAAACAUCUUGGAGACUACCUAUAAAUAAAUUCAGUACUGAACAGAUGGGGGUAUACUUUUGUCAGAUGAGUCAUAUCCUCAAAGGUGAAGUGAAAGAGUACAGAUCAUUCAAAUUUAUUCUGAAUAUAGAAAUAAUGCCACCAGAGAUUACAGUGGACCUUCGUGAUGUGGAGUUACUGACAGGUCGAGAGCUUUUGUUAAGCUUUGAAGCAAUGGGUUACCCUGAGCCAGAAAGCUACACAUGGUAUAAGAAUAAUGAAUUCUUUGCAAUAACCUCUGAGCCAAAGCUCAAAAUUCAAGAAGUGGACUCCCUAGUAUCAGGGUCAUAUCACUGUGAAGUUAAAAGUAAUAAAGGAAGCUGCACAUCAAGAGCUGCCACAGUCAAAGUUGUUUCACCAGUUCGUGUUCCAGUAGUUCCAGUAUUCAACAGAAAAAUAUCAGCAUCAGAAGACAAUCAUAGGCAUAAUUUAGAGAGCAUCAUUAGAGAGACUAUAUUGAAGAGAGAAGAUAGGGAUCCAUCCCAAUUGCAGUUCUCAGCUUUAUCAUCCAUAAGCACACUUCUGUAUGACGAUGUAGGAUCCCAAGUGAGAUUCACACAAGAGGAACCACUCACUGCACGUAAUAAGUGGGCUUUGAUGGUGGCAAAUACAGACUACAUGCAAGAAAACACAAAAUUAAAGACACCAAUAAAUGAUAUGAAAGUUUUGGCAAGAGAGCUCACAAAACCAAAUCUACAGUUCCGUGUUAUGAUGUACAGCAACUUAAAAAGGACUGAAUUUGUAAAUGCGGUUCAUCUGUUUAAAAAAUUUCUUAAUAAAGGAGAUUAUGUUGUAUUUUAUUUUGCGGGACAUGGAUUCAACAAUAAUGGUAUCGACUUCAUGAUGCCUUUAGACGCAAGAAUGAAAUGUAUACCUAGAGAGGAGAAUGUGGAGACACCUCCCAAUGAAGUACCAUGUCAGGGUGAUUGUAUUGCAGCUACUACUGUCACUAAUGACAUUCAAGAUACUUUUCCAGCUCUACUCUUUUCAGUCUAUGAUUCAUGUCGCUCACAGCUAUCUUGUAGAAUGAUGUUGCCAGCUACAACAGAAAAAUAUAUUCAUGCCCUUGCAAACUCUUUUACACUUUUUGCUACCUCGGAAAAUUAUGACACCUUUGAAGACAAUAACUCUUCUAUGCUAAUGGCACAUCUGAAGAACUUGGUGGGAGAGCCCAUACCUGUAGAAGUGCUGGGACAAAAGGUCAAGGAAUCUUUCCACCAUAAAUAUGAUAAGAUUCAGAAUGAUCAAAUUCCCAAAACUGUUUGCGACUUGGGACAACCACGGUCACUGACUGAUCCUUCUGUCCCAUUAGAAGAAGAUACCAAAGAGAAUGGGGUGCUUCAAAACUGGGAAAAGCUUGGAAGUCUUGGAGGUGUGAUUGAAGCAGAUAUUCGAGUUGCCCGCGCUGAUAUAAGAGUGAAUAUACAGUGCAUACAAGAAGCAUUACCAGAUGCUCAGCAAUUUCCAAGAGAUGGACCAACAUGGGUUAUUAGUAACUGUAUUCAAGUUUUAAUCACACUAUCACAGAAUAAUGAACUUUUUGAUGCUACAGUAGUUGAUAAAGAUGGGCUGGAUCUAAUUAUAAAAUUUAGUACUAACAAAGAGAUAUAUUGGAAACUGAAAGGAAGAACGAAACCAAUGGUAUGUCAUGUUGAUGGGAUUCAAACUUUGGAGGGAUGUUUGAUACUGGAAUUGUUUUUUGUCUUUAAAGAAGUAAUGUUGUGUCAAAAAGUCUUCAAUCUACAAAAGCCAUCCAUCUCCAAGGGAUUUUCACUAUACAAUGACCUGUCUUAAUGUUUGAGGUUUUUGUCUGAAAUAAAAACACAAAAUAGGACUUGAUAAGUACAAGUAUAUUUAAGAAAAAAAAAAGAGUUUUUUAUCUUGAAUUAAGUGUAUAUACCUGAUAGCAAUAUUUUAUGGUUUAGUCAUGUAUAUUAUUCUUUUUCUUUCUUUGGACAGAGUUCUGUUCCAUAUCUCAGGAAUGGAUUUUGUAAUGUAAUAAAAAAAAAUUAUUAAUAAUAAUACAAAAAAUAACAAACUUUAUUUUUAAAUAAAUAAAUAAAUAAAUAAAUAAAUAAAUAAAUAAAUAAAAUGUUUAUUCAGGUAAAAGUACAUACAUACAAGAUGAGUUACAAAGUGAAUGUUGGAUUUCUAGAUAAAGCUAGUACCUACUACUGUAUUCCUAAAGGCACUCAUACGCACAGUGUUUCGGGCAAAAGUUUCAGGUUUUUAGUUUUCUACAUAAUAUCUUUAUAACAUAUUGCAUUAACUAGAAAUUUUAUUACUUAUAUAUGAUACUAAAACUACUUUAAAUUUAUUUUCAUUAUUGGGCAGUGUAGACCAAUGAAAUAUUCUUAUCUUUUUCUUCACUUGAGAAAGAAGUUGAAAAAUUAACUGUUUGAAGUUCAUUUUACAGUUUUAUUAUGGCCUAAUGCUAAGGGUUUUGUCAUAUGUCAUGGCACUUCAAUUUCACUUGAAGAUGGAGUGUUUGCAUGUUUAGUGAAAGGCAGGUGAUGAGUUUUCUUAUCUGGUGGAGAGAUAAGUAAACUGCAUGUGUGAAAUCAGUGUGAUUGGAGAAUUGCUUGAUUAGUUUAAAUACUUGGAAUAUGCAAUUGAAAAAAAAACUUAUGCAAGCAAAGUUGAGAGCAGGGUAAGUUAAGGACGUAAAGUGGCUGAGGCAGGGAAGGUUAGGGAAGGUAUUGGAUAGAGAUGCACCCAGCGGUUCAUGUGAAUGAAUGGUAGUGUCUGCUCUUUUGUAUUUAUAUGAGAUGGUGAUAUAAAGACAAUGACACAGUAAAGAGAGUAUAGGAGAAAUUAAAAACAAUAGAGAUAGAGUAGAGAGAAAAGCAAGAGUGAGAGAGCAGAGAGUAAAACAAGAGUGAGUGUUGUAACAAGAUAAUGUUAACUGUGUAUGUACUGUGUAACUUGUAGCAACUACAAACUUUUGUACUUUCCAGCUGUGUAAUUAAAAAAGCACAAAUACUAAUAAUAGGCUGGCAUGCCAGCCAAGCACUGUGCAUUUAUAUGGAACAUUGUUUAAUUGAUAAAGAAGUGCAUUUUUCAAAUUUGUAUUAGUAGUAAAUAUUUGUCUGUAAGAAAAUGUUUUUUGUGAAAGACACUCGUGUAUGUAUUGUAUGUAUCAUAAAUGAGAGACUACAUUACUCAAUUAUUUAACUGACAAGAGUUAUAAUUUUAAGAAUCACAAUAAAUUUCUGUACAUAUAUGCAAAUUUAAUAUAAUGUAUAUACAGGUACUGAAUUCAUUCUCCAAUUCAUAAGUUAUGUUAUAGCAAAAUUUUAAUAGAAACAUCAAGUUGCUAAAUACAGUAACAAUGGAUAUGCUGUAACAUCUAUUGUAUAAGGUCUAUUUUAUAGAACAAGAUAUUAUGUAAUUAUUUAGAAUGUAAUGUGUACAAGGUAAAUUGAAUAUAUAUUUGCAGCUCUAGCUCUUUACUGCAUUAAUCUUUCUAUUUGAAUUAAAAUAAAGAAGAAUAUUGUUUACAAA
Messenger RNA from Procambarus clarkii (red swamp crayfish), 4272 nucleotides. Its product is annotated as mucosa-associated lymphoid tissue lymphoma translocation protein 1. Gene Ontology annotation, biological process: proteolysis. The record is from RefSeq and is a predicted model, not a curated record. NCBI's taxonomy places the organism in Eukaryota, Metazoa, Arthropoda, Malacostraca, Decapoda, Cambaridae. Gene Ontology annotation, molecular function: cysteine-type endopeptidase activity.